Messenger RNA from Papilio polytes (common Mormon), 1428 nucleotides. Its product is annotated as chymotrypsin-like protease CTRL-1. Bases 297 to 1385 code for a protein of 362 amino acids. Gene Ontology annotation, biological process: proteolysis. Lineage: Eukaryota; Metazoa; Arthropoda; Insecta; Lepidoptera; Papilionidae. The transcript is spliced from 9 exons. Gene Ontology annotation, molecular function: serine-type endopeptidase activity. The record is from RefSeq and is a predicted model, not a curated record.
AUGGUUGAAUUACGUCUAAUUUAUUGUAGUUUGAUUGCCGCAUUCAUUGAUCCUUAUUUAAUGCGAUAAAAAAAAAAACAAAUCAAAAUAAAAUCAGUCGUCCUGAUAUGUUUGUGACCCCUGAGUCACGGCAGUGCGAGCAAAGGCUUUGUAUUGUAUCACUUUUGAUACGAGCGCCGGCGCACUCGCAGUUUUUCUACAAGAUGAGAGUAUGAAGUUCGAAUUACCUUAAAUUCCUGUUAAAAAGUUGAUGAUGAAUUGUGAUUAAAUAGUGUUAAACCGACAUAAAAACAAAAAUGACUGCGUGUAAAGCGUUACUAUGGAUUGUAUUUGUUUGGUGGACUGUUGACGCUCAAUUUGGAACUGUAUCUAUCAGCUUGGACAUGGGACGUACUGAAGAGGAAUCUUUAAAUUUCAAAGGUCGAUGUCCACCGAACACUUCAUGUGUUCCAAUCAGCUCAUGUCCACUGUUAGAAGACCUGAUGGACUUUUCGUGUUUUUCCUCUGACAAAUACUUUCAUCGCCUGAAUUCUCUGACUUGCGGCAAUAACAAUGACGAGGACCUCGUGUGCUGUCCGGCAUGCGAGUGCUCGCGCGUACACCCGCCGAACACCGCCGAGUGCGGCCGAAGCAUGGUGCGCGCCAAUGACUACAAAGGCAUCGGCCUGCAUCCCUGGGUUGCUAGGAUCGGUUUCACUAACAAAGAUACUGGCUCGGUAAGAUUCGCAUGUAGCGGUUCAAUCAUAUCCAAGAAAGUUGUACUUACCGCCGCCCAUUGCGCGCUCGCUAAGCCUGAAGGAUAUAAAUUAUCAACAGUGGUGGUAGGCGAGUGGGACACGACACGAAGCCCUGACUGUAAUGAGUACUUCUGCGCGCCGGUGACGCAGGCGCUGAAGGUGGACAACGUGGUUGUGCACCCCGGCUACGAGCAGAAGAUAUUCCGACACGACAUCGCGCUCAUCGUGCUCAAAGAUGAAAUCAAAUAUUCAGUGACAGCCGCUCCGCUCUGCCUGAAUGAUAAACCGGAAAUAGUUAUAAAUGAACGCGCAACGCUCGUCGGAUGGGGAAAAUUAUCUGGACAGACUAACAUGGUGGGCAAACAACAGCAAUUAGACGUGCCCCUGGUCCCUCUGGAGACGUGUGAGAGUAUCUUCGGGGAGUCUGUGCCGGUGCACGAGGGGCAGCUGUGCGCGGGCGGGGAGGAGGGCCGGGACGCCUGCUCCGGCUUCGGAGGAGCUCCCCUAUUAGUACAUAGAGAUGGACAAUAUUUACAGAUCGGGAUUGUAUCAUUCGGUUCAGAGAACUGCGGCAGCGCGGGCGUGCCGAGCGUCUACACCAACAUCGCACACUACUUCCACUGGAUCGUGGAAAACUCCCCCUCCUAAAUGCUUCACUUUAGUUGUUAAUUAAAUAUUGUAGAAACUGAAA